AUGUUGCAUCACGGAAAUUGCCACUGCGGUCGGCAUCGAUUCGAGCUGCAGGUCGGCGGCGACGACACGACACACGACAAAGACAACCGCCUCCCCACUGUGUCGUGCACCUGCGUCGCAUGCACGAAGCAAGGUUGCAUCUGGCACGUUGUCGAAGACGGUGCAUUGACGACGAAGGCACCGCCAGACAGCACUCCAGACGACGCUCGGCAGCUGUCUGUCUACCGCUCCGGCUUGCUGACGUACGAGUUUUGCCAAACCUGUGGGACAGGCCUGUUCGGAACGCAUGUCAAGGGCCCGCUCAUCGGCAGGCGAUUGCUGAACAUCCGAGCCAUCCGGGACGUGAACCCGUUUGACUACGUGGAGACGCCCACGUCGGACGAAAGCAGCCAUCAAGACGAGGGAGAGACGCCCCCAGAGCGCGCAGGCCUCCUCCCCUCGACCGGCGCCUGCCUCUGCGGUUCCGUGGCCGUCGAGCUGCUCGCGCCGCUGCAGGACAUGCCGCUCAAGGAAGACAACUGCAGCAUCUGCACGCGCAACGCCUGGCUCGGCGCAUACGCGCGCAAAGCGCAGGUCGUCGUGCGCGGCGCCGCACAGCACACGCGCGACUACCAGUUCGGCCCGCGGCGGUUCAUGGGCCACCCGUUCUGCACGACCUGCGGUGCCCACGUGUUUAUGCAUGUGUAUGGCCCGCCGGCCGCGGUGGUGGCACGGCUGCCGCCGGAGAAGCAGGCGCUGGUCCAGCAAAACCUGGACGUGGUGCCGGUCAAUGUGCGGGUGCUGGACGGCAUCCAGGCGCAUUUCGGCCGGCUCGCGGUGACGCGGUCCGACGAAGGGACAGACGGAUACACGGUGGGGUAG
Sporothrix brasiliensis 5110 is the source of this 861-nucleotide messenger RNA. Its product is annotated as glutathione-dependent formaldehyde-activating gfa. The transcript has a single exon. The record is from RefSeq and is a predicted model, not a curated record. Gene Ontology annotation, molecular function: carbon-sulfur lyase activity. Lineage: Eukaryota; Fungi; Ascomycota; Sordariomycetes; Ophiostomatales; Ophiostomataceae. The coding region runs from base 1 to 861 and encodes 286 amino acids.